Knipowitschia caucasica is the source of this 210-nucleotide messenger RNA. NCBI's taxonomy places the organism in Eukaryota, Metazoa, Chordata, Actinopteri, Gobiiformes, Gobiidae. The record is from the annotation of a GenBank genome assembly.
AUGGACGAAAAAGAUGUGGCGCAAGCAGGUGUAAAUGCGCUAAUAACCGGCAGCCAACACCGCGGGAGCCUGCCCCCUCUGGGUGUGACCUACACGUGCCUGGUUCUGCGGCUGGAUCACAUCUGUCAUAUACAGGCGAACGUUUGUGUGAAGGCUGACGUGUGUGGCAGGCUGAACAGCCAGAGUGAGAGAGUGAAGAAGAAAGUGUAA